Messenger RNA from Iphiclides podalirius (scarce swallowtail), 984 nucleotides. The record is from the annotation of a GenBank genome assembly. NCBI's taxonomy places the organism in Eukaryota, Metazoa, Arthropoda, Insecta, Lepidoptera, Papilionidae.
AUGGCUCCAAUUAAUGCGACUGCGUUGAAUGGCAGCAAGGAAUUUUCUCCUGCAAAAAAAUCCCUACCCGAAGUGGAUACAGAAGGUGGCAGUGGCAAUGGAAACGGGACGAAAGGGUACUCUUACGAAACACUGUUGGAGACGGCAAAUUUCUUACUAUCGCGUACAUCUAUUCGGCCAAGCAUCGGUGUCAUUUGCGGCUCUGGGAUGGGUUCGUAUUGGAAACACGGUUCCCUGGCUGAGAAUAUAACUGAUGCGGAGUGCAUUCCUUACGAGGAAAUACCAAACUUCCCAGUAAGCACUGUUGAGGGUCACCAUGGACGGUUAGUUUUCGGCCGACUGGACGGUGUACCGGUAGUAGCUAUGCAAGGACGCUUUCAUUACUACGAGGGCUACCCGCUAUGGAAAUGCUGUUUACCCGUUCGAGUCAUGAAACUUAUUGGAGUGCAGACACUUAUAGCGACUAACGCAGCUGGAGGCCUGAACCCUAGUUAUAAAAUAGGUGAUCUAAUGAUUGUGAAAGAUCAUAUAAAUAUGAUGGGUUUCGCCGGAAACAAUCCUUUACACGGCCCAAACGACGAGAGAUUCGGACCUCGCUUCCCGCCUAUGAACAAGGCCUACAAUUACCAGUAUAGGAAUAUUGCAAAGGAGUUAGCGAAAGAAUUAAACAUUGAGAAUAUCGUGAGAGAAGGAGUGUACACAUGCCUCGGUGGGCCAAAUUUUGAGACUGUCGCUGAACUUAACAUGCUAAAAAUGGUUGGCGUUGACGCCGUUGGCAUGUCCACUGUGCACGAGGUUAUUAUAGCGAGGCACUGCGACAUGAAGGUAUUCGCGCUGUCCUUGAUCACGAAUGAGUGCGUCACGAGUUACGAUCAAGAUGAUGAAGCCAACCACGAGGAGGUUUUAGAUGUCGGAAGAAUGAGACAAGACAUCCUUCGCAAGUACGUCUCCAGGCUAGUCUCGAAGUUUGCAGAGUUGGAAAAU